ACUGUAGAAAACGGCAUCCUCUCAUUAUUGAAAAAAAUCCACUCUCGCUCGCUCACUCACAAGUGAAUCAACCACUCAUGGCUUCGUCAGCUCUGUGUCUCAAAUUUUUCUCCUCUUACACUCCUAUAACAUCUGCCUUAAACCCAACAACAAAAAAGCAUGGUAAUACUACCUUAAACAAUGCCCAGAUAACAACCCCUUUAUUUAUGUUUGCAAACAACAACAACAAAGAACUUGCGGUGUUAACAAACCCCAUUUCGCAAUCCAAUGCCACCACCACUGUUACAGUGCCAACACCUCCAUGGAUAAAGGGUCCUCUCAUUCUCCAACCCCACGAACUCCUUAACCUCACCAACCCCAAAAACAAGAAGCCAAUAAAGAAUGACAAGAUUGAAAAAGAUGACAAGGCUUUGACUGCUAAAGAAAGUGGGGUUAGAGGCAAUAAAGCAAUGAUACAGAUUGUUAAAAGUGUUGAAAGACUGCAAAGAGAUGAAAACUUGAAGGACACCCAAGAGAUUUCUGAGAGUGGAGAGAGUUUAAAGCAGCUCGGAAAAGAAAGGAUUUUAAGUGUUUUCGGUGAUAAAAGGAUUGUAAGAAGUAUUGAAAAACUCCAAAAAGAUCAAAACUUGAAGGAAACCCCAGUGAAUUCUGGGGGUUUUGACAUUGGAGAGGGUUUAAAACAGCUUAACGGAGAUGGGGUUUUAGGGUUUAGGGAAAAAAAGCUGCCAUGGGUGAGAGAAGAGAGAGUUGGGAAUUGGAGAAUGAAAAAAGAGAAGGUGGUUAGCAAGGCCGAGUUGAGUCUUGAUAAGGAGUUACUUGAGAGAUUGAGAGGAGAGGCUGCAAAGAUGAGGACUUGGGUAAAGGUGAAGAAAGCUGGGGUGACACAGAGUGUAGUUGAUGAGAUAAGAUUGACUUGGAGAACGAGUGAGCUGGCCAUGAUUAAAUUCUAUAUGCCUUUGUGUAGAAAUAUGAAUAGAGCAAGAGAUAUUGUUGAGAUGAAGACAGGAGGCUUGGUUGUUUGGACCAGAAAAGAUAUUCAUGUUGUUUAUAGAGGAUGCAAUUAUCAGUGGAAGAAAAACUUUAAUACAGCUACAAUCGAGGAAAGUUUUCCCAGAAAUGGUGGAGAAGAAGAGUCUAUAUCAGCUGGCAUCUUAAUGGAAGCAGAUUUGAAUACACAACCAAUUAAUGGAUCACUGUUUGAGAGAGAAACUGAUAGAUUAUUAGAUGGCUUAGGACCUCGUUUUGUUGAUUGGUGGAUGCGAAAGCCAUUGCCAGUAGAUGCAGAUUUGCUUCCAGAAGUAGUUAAAGGAUUCAGGUCUCCAUCAAGGCUUUGUCCUCCACGAAUGAGAUCAAAGUUGAAAGAUGAUGAACUGACAUACUUGAGAAAGCUUGCUCAAUCUCUACCCACACAUUUUGUCCUUGGGAGGAACAGAAGACUUCAAGGCCUAGCUGCUGCUAUCUUAAAGUUGUGGGAAAAGACUAUUAUAGCUAAAAUUGCUGUGAAGUGGGGAGUUCCAAAUACCAAUAAUGAGCAAAUGGCAGAUGAGCUUAAGAGUCUCACUGGAGGAGUUCUGCUGCUUCGGAAUAAGUUCUUUAUAAUACUUUAUAGAGGCAAAGACUUUCUUCCUGGCCAAGUUGCAAAUGUAAUAGUGGACAGAGAAAUUGCCCUUAGAAAAUGCCAAACCAACGAAGAAGGUGCAAGAAUGAAAGCAAUUGAAACUUCUUAUAUGCCUGGCGGACCAACCAACACAAGCAGAUGUGGAACUUUAUAUGAAUUUCAGGAAUUCCAAAUCAAAUUUCAGAAGACGGCGAAAGGGGACUCUGAAAUUCAAUUAGAAGCUUAUAAGGAAAAACUAGAGAGGGAAUUGCGGAAUCAAGAAUACAGGCUUCGCAUUCUUAAAAGUAAGAUAGAGAAGCCAGCGAAGGACUUGUCAAAGUUGAAUUCUGCAUGGGUACCUAGUCCACGGGAUGCAGACCAAGGAAUAAUGACAGAAGAGGAAAGAGAAUGCUUCCGGAAGAUAGGACUGAAGCUACGUGGUAGCUUAGUGCUUGGGAGGCGUGGGGUCUUUGAGGGUGUUAUGGAAGGUCUGCAUCAGCACUGGAAGCACAGAGAAGUGGUGAAGGUGAUUACAAUGCAGAGAGUGUUUUCCCAGGUCAUUCACACUGCAACAUUGCUUGAAGCAGAAAGUGACGGGAUCCUAGUUUCAGUGGACAAGCUAAAAGAAGGUCAUGCCAUAAUUAUUUACCGUGGAAAAAAUUACAAACGCCCUCUAAGGCUUCUAAAGAAGAAUCUUUUAACUAAAAGAGAAGCAUUAAAGAGAUCUCUUCUAAUUCAGAGAGUUGGGUCGUUGAAGUAUUUUGCAAAUCAGAGAGAGCGUGUGAUCUCAGAUUUGAAACUCAAACUGGUAGAGCUUCAUGGAUCCAAGGAAAAACAUCUUAAAAGUGAUACACUCUAAGCUGAUAGUGGAUUGCAUAGUGAUUCCUCAUGAUAUAAGGGAGUGCAGUGAAGAUUUUCGAUAGGGAGGACUUCUCCACUUCUUCAAUACCAUACUAGAAAAUUCCUGGUAAACUUUCUUGGCUUCUUGGAGGUAUGUUAAUGAAGUUGACAAACUUAAAUUUUCUGCUCAAUUGUGAUGGUCAAUACCCCAAUAUUUACACGUAUGCAUCACCAUUUGACUUGUAGCUUAGUUAGAUCUUACAGACAAGUUAGGCUGAUUUGCUUGUUAACUCAUGUAAUGCUUUACCAUCCUCUUGUUUAAGAGAUCUGGGUACAAUCUCCUGAACUGAUGGCAUGUUUCAUUAACAAUUUGAUAUGGAACAAUGAAAGGGUAAGCUAGAUUGUUUGAAGUUGAGGCCAAAACAUGUGAUGUGCUUUCAUUGAUGGCAUCAUCUGUUAGCAAACUUGCCUUUUAUUGAAGCCUAUGCCGAAUCCUCAGUAAAUGCGAAGAGUCAAUUUAGACAACUCUGAAGGAAGGGUGCCAGAGAGGUUAAUUGAGGAGUCUUUGAUGGCAUCAUCUGUUAGCAAACUUGCUUUUCGUUGAAGCCUAUGCUGAAUCCCCAGUAAAUGCAAAGAGUCAAUUUAGACAACUCUGAAGGAAGGGUGCCAGAGAGGUUAAUUGAGGAGUCUUUACCAGAGGUUUCACAUUGCACACCAAUCCAGUUGGUGCAGAAGCCUUUGGAGGACACAUUGGACCAGCCUGAUGGCUAUGGGUUCAGGGAAUUAGCUAGUUUCAGCAUGACAGCAACAUCGUCAGCCGUGACAGAUGAGAGAAUGAGGAAAAGGAGACAAUGAAUCAUCUAGGGAAUUGGAUAGAUAAAGCGAUAGAAAUGAACAAUCUAGAGACUCUAAGGUUUCUUGGGUUUUGAAGAGGAUGAGAUUUUCAUUUCAUCUUUCUUGUCAGCUAAGAGGUUAAAGCCAAUGCAAGGAUUUCAAGAAGAUAAAUCAGUCCCUUGACUAUUUUUGGAUGCUGUUAACACAUAUUAAUUGGUUUAAAAAAUUAAAUUACACUUUAUGUACUAAAAGGAACGCAGGCUAAGAAGAUUUGAAGAACAUGGCUAGAAAACUAUUCUUAGCAUAUGCAGCUUUCAGGUUUGACUCUACUAGUUGCUUCUGGAGCAAAAAUUUCAUUUUUGAGUAUAUUUGCUUAUUGUUGAUGGAGGCAGGUUUAAAGGAUCUGAUGGUAAUGAACAGUCAGUUGCAACAGUCAAGCUGCCAAUCUGCCACAACUGAAUCACGUAGGAAGCUCAAUAGACUUGUUUAUGGGCUAAUAAGAAAAAACUAAAAUUAGAGGAGGCCAGAUCUUGUGAAAUCACUAGUCUGACAAAAAAAAAAAAACUCAUUACUUUCACUUUAACCAUUGGAUUGCUCUCAAAUUUCAUCUAGAGGUUCUACAAACUUAGUUCUACAAGGGGUUGGCUUGUUGUUACCAUUUGGAUUUGAAAAGCCUUCAAAUUAGGUUGUUUGAUCUAAUUUUGUUAUUUUUCUUUUUGUUUUCAGAUAUCUUGUUUAAUUUUGGAUUU
Molecule: messenger RNA, 4020 nt
Organism: Populus trichocarpa (black cottonwood)
Lineage: Eukaryota; Viridiplantae; Streptophyta; Magnoliopsida; Malpighiales; Salicaceae
Product: chloroplastic group IIA intron splicing facilitator CRS1, chloroplastic
Exons: 8
Coding region: 78-2456 (792 amino acids)
Biological process (GO): RNA splicing, via transesterification reactions
Molecular function (GO): mRNA binding
Source: RefSeq, a predicted model, not a curated record